Propithecus coquereli (Coquerel's sifaka) is the source of this 2187-nucleotide messenger RNA. RefSeq names its product MAX dimerization protein 1 (gene MXD1). Gene Ontology annotation, molecular function: DNA-binding transcription factor activity, RNA polymerase II-specific; protein dimerization activity; RNA polymerase II cis-regulatory region sequence-specific DNA binding. The coding region runs from base 265 to 930 and encodes 221 amino acids. The transcript has 6 exons. The record is from RefSeq and is a predicted model, not a curated record. NCBI's taxonomy places the organism in Eukaryota, Metazoa, Chordata, Mammalia, Primates, Indriidae. Gene Ontology annotation, biological process: negative regulation of transcription by RNA polymerase II.
AAAAGAAGGGGCUGGGGGCGGGGGGAUGGUGAGUCGGGGAUAAACACUCCGCAGCGGUGGCGGCUGCUGCUCUGCUCCGGGUUCUGUCACGGUGUCAGCGGUGCCUAGCUCACUGGCCCCCUCCCCCUCCCAGCGAGCGUGGUCGCCAGAGAGGCUCCCUCAGCCCUGCUCCGCGGGGUCCACAGCGGGAAGCGGGUGUCCAGCGGCGGGAGCGAGCCCGUGGGCAGUGGGGGUUGGUCCCGUGGCUCCGGCCCCCGGUGCAGAAUGGCGGCGGCGGUUCGGAUGAACAUCCAGAUGCUGCUGGAAGCGGCCGACUAUCUGGAGCGGCGGGAGAGAGAAGCUGAACAUGGUUAUGCCUCCAUGUUACCAUACAAUAACAAGGACAGAGAUGCCUUAAAACGGAGGAACAAAUCCAAGAAGAAUAACAGCAGUAGCAGAUCAACUCACAAUGAAAUGGAGAAGAAUAGACGGGCUCAUCUUCGCUUGUGCCUGGAGAAGUUGAAGGGGCUAGUGCCACUUGGGCCAGAAUCAAGUCGACACACUACGUUGAGUUUAUUAACAAAAGCCAAAUUGCACAUAAAGAAACUUGAAGAUUGUGACAGAAAAGCCGUUCACCAAAUAGACCAGCUUCAGCGAGAGCAGCGACACCUGAAGAGGCAGCUGGAGAAGCUGGGCAUCGAGAGGAUCCGGAUGGACAGCAUCGGCUCCACCGUCUCCUCGGAGCGCUCCGACUCGGACAGGGAAGAGAUCGAUGUUGACGUGGAGAGCACAGACUAUCUCACGGGUGACCUGGACUGGAGCAGCAGCAGUGUGAGUGAUUCUGACGAGCGGGGCAGCAUGCAGAGCCUUGGCAGUGACGAGGGCUACUCCAGCGCCAGCAUCAAGAGAAUAAAGCUCCAGGACAGUCGCAAGAUGUGUUUCGGUCUCUAAGAGAGUGGUUGCUGCAGCUGCCUCCGCGAAGGUUAUCCCUGUCGGAGCUGAUUAGGUAGUGUAUUGGACCUGCCCACAACGCCCUUGCACGUAAACUUCAGUGUACCACCUUUACCAAAAUCACCUUUGUAACCGUUUCCAAGGAAGUGCUUAGGAUUGUGGGUUUCUGAUUGCAUCCACUAGCUUCUCUCUUUCUCUCCAUAAAAAUUCGUCUCUGAGAGACUGUACAUUCCAAUCAAUUUGAAGCACCCAAGAAUUCUUAGACCGAAUAAGCAAUUUUCACAUCUCAGCAGUUUCCCUCUUCUUUACUGUCCUCGUGUAUUCCACCAGACCUUUCGUACGGUUUUCUGGCUUACCAUGUUACUUGCAUAGGAGGAUUGUCCAAGUGUGUCUUGUGCUUAGGAAACUGAAGGAAACAAACUUUUAAAGUUGAGAUCCUGAUCUCAGAACUCCAAAGUAAGCUUUGAAAGCGGCGUUUAAGAACACUUAACCAUGGACCUCACCCCCAGUGAGGAAGUCAGGAAUACCUCUGGAAAACACCCCCUUCCCACACAGCCCAUGUGGAUGGGAGCAGUAUUUCUCACUUUAAAACGGACACCUUGAUAGCGUGUCUUUGGGGGUUGCACAGCUUAUAAAAGUUCCAAAUUGUUUGUUCUCACAAACAAAACGGUACAAUCUAUUUUUGUGCGAUAUUCUUGGGACCUUGCUGUGUACCGCUAUCUCAAGGCACAUUUUCCCCUCAAAGUUUGCUAAUGCUACUUGUCUCUGGAACAUUUUUUUUUUCCUACCUCAGAGAUAAAUGAGAUCUCCAUUUCCCACUUAACACAAAGUGAUUAUGCCUCUUUUUUUUUUUUUUCCAAAUAAGUGACAUUUGGUCCAAUUCUAAUAUAUUUUCCUAUUUAACUUUCAGCAAUAACUGAGCUUUGGCACUAGCUGAGCUAGUGGCCAUGAUCAGUGAAAGAAAAAGUCCACAUUUCUACUCUCUAUGUUGCAGGUGAACAGGAGGGGAUGGUACGGUGUUACUAGAACUCCUCUCCGUAUUAUUUUUGGACACACCCAGAAACUUCUUUAUGGAGGCUUUUGGGUUGAUAGUUUAAAAGGCUGAUUUUUCUUUUUGGUUUUGAUUUUUCCCUUAAGUGGUCUCCCACUUUGUAGCAUUUUUAUUUAAGCUAAAACAGAGCACAUGUAUAUGUACAUAAGACACAUUAAAUCUAUAAAUACUAUUUAUUCAUUUUAUAUAAACUAAUGUAAUGGAAA